AUGGCAGUAACAGCAGACGAAGUGGCCAAUGUUGUUCUCUCAGAGUUCAAAAAGCUCUCAGCCAAGAGGAAGCCAACUGUCCGUGGCAAUGGCCUUCAUGAAUGGGUGCCCCUGAGCGGCAUCGUUGCCAAAGGCCCAGCGUUUCUGAAAUGUGUAGCCCUGGCAACCGGCAUGAAAUGCCUCCCAGCUUCCAAGCUCCCCCAAGCCAACGGCAUAGCCAUUCACGAUUGGCACGCUGAGGUCCUCGCUCUCCGCGCGUUCAACCGCUUCAUCCUCGAUGAGUGCAAACGCCUCACUCUAGACAGCACCUUCACAUCAGACUUCCUCUGCCGGACCUCCUCUUCAUCACUCCCACCAUUCAUUUGGCGCCCAGACGUAUCCCUCCACAUGUACUGCUCCGAAGCACCCUGCGGCGAUAGCUCCAUGGAAAUAACCAUGGCCUCCCAACCCGACUCAACCCCCUGGUCAUCACCAAUCCUCCUUUCCGAACAACCAGAUGGUCAACUCCUCGGAAGAGGCUACUUCUCCCACCUAGGCAUCGUCCGCCGCAAACCCUCCCGCCCGGACGCACCCCCCACAAACUCCAAAUCCUGCUCCGACAAAAUCGCCCUCAAGCAAUGCACCUCACUCCUAUCCUCCCUCACCUCCCUCCUCAUCUCCCCCAAGAACGUCUACUUGACUUCCUUAGUCCUCCCAGAGUCGCAAUACUCAGAGACGGGCUGUACAAGAUGUUACGGCUUCGACUUUGACUCCUCCCCGCUGGGAAGGAUGUCCUGCCUUACAACCAACCCCCCGACCUGGGCUGACGGUUACAAGACGUCACCAUUCAAAAUUGAGACAACUCAACAUGAGUUUGACUACUCCAAGCGGACGGUGACGGCAAGAAGUGACAAGAUCUCACCCUCCAAUCUGGCUGUUUGUUGGACUUACAACAAGGAGGUGGAAGAGGGGAUAAUAGGAGGAGUACUUCAAGGCCGGAAAGCAUUUGAUAUCAAGGGUGCGAGUGCGGUCUCCCGCAUGAAGAUGUGGUGUUUGGCUGUGGAGGUGGCGCAGGGUCUUCAUGGCCCGGAAGGGGAGCUCCUCAAAGAGCUGAAAAGAGGGACGUAUGAUGAGGUAAAAGAGGAAAGUGUGUUGUUGCAAUCUAGGAGGAAGGUCAAGGAGGAGGUCAGAGGGGAAGCUUUGAAGGGCUGGGUGAGGAACACAGGGGACGGCGGGUUUCGCCUAUAA
Podospora pseudocomata is the source of this 1227-nucleotide messenger RNA. RefSeq lists its product as uncharacterized. The record is from RefSeq and is a predicted model, not a curated record. Lineage: Eukaryota; Fungi; Ascomycota; Sordariomycetes; Sordariales; Podosporaceae. Gene Ontology annotation, biological process: tRNA wobble adenosine to inosine editing. The coding region runs from base 1 to 1227 and encodes 408 amino acids. Gene Ontology annotation, molecular function: RNA binding; tRNA-specific adenosine-37 deaminase activity. The transcript is spliced from 4 exons.